UACUGACUGGGCCAUCAGUGGCUUAUCUGCGGAGAUCGGACGGGUUCCGGAGCCUUUCACUGUGUAUGGCCCUUGUUAUAAUGGAGCUUUGACGACAAGAGUUGUGGCUAUGACUUGUAUUAUUAAAUAUGUUUUCGUUGACUUG
Messenger RNA from Dentiscutata heterogama, 145 nucleotides. The record is from the annotation of a GenBank genome assembly. Lineage: Eukaryota; Fungi; Glomeromycota; Glomeromycetes; Diversisporales; Gigasporaceae.